CAUUCCGUUAGAUGCUAAGGAAGUUCGUCAUUACUAGUGUCGCCGUCGAUGCACUCAAUUAUGCCAACUCUGGUCGCACUACUUUAAUAACUGUUGAUUCUCGCGAUGGAAGUUCGACGCAGGCGAACAAAGAUUGAAGAUAAUAAACAGUCGCAAGCUCAAAGCGCCAAGUUUGAUUAUGACCGUACUUUUGCCAAAUCUGCCGAAAACAUUCAACGAGACAAGAAAAAUGGAGAAAUUGCUUCGAACACGUUCGACAAAUCUAAGCUGGAGGAACAGUCGGAAAAUAUAGGAGCACGAACCCGGAUUAAAAUAAGCUUCGAGAUUGAUAUAAUUUCAGUUAUUUUACUGUUGGCUGGAGUUAUCACUCGCCUUUAUCGUUUAGAGGAACCACGAAGUAUAGUAUUUGAUGAAUUGCAUUAUGGAAAAUAUGUGGGACUCUACAUGAAGAAGACGUUUUUUUUCGAUUCACAUCCUCCUCUAGGAAAGCAGAUUCUUUCCGCAGCUGCAUAUUUUGCGGAUUUUGAUGGACAAUUCAAAUUUGAUAGAAUAGGAAGUCCGUAUACGGAUGCUGUUCCUUUGUUCGCAUUACGAUUAGUACCUGCGUUAUGUGGCAGCCUUCUAAUUCCAACAGCUUAUUACUUGAUUUCAGAAUUAGGUCUAAAACAAUGGACCGCUGCAUUAGCUGGAAUAUUACUACUAUUUGAUAAUGCACUUUUAACACAAUCAAGAUUUAUCUUGAUGGAAAGUAUUCUAAUGCAAUUUUCAUUAUUUGGAUUUAUGUGUAUUAUAAAAUUCAGAAAAGUAAUGGAUCGACCAACAACUUUAUCCUGGUGGAUAUGGUUAAUUUUGGGCAUUGUAAACUUAACAUGUGCAUUAUGUGUAAAAUAUGUUGGAUUAUAUUCAUUAAUCCUUGCUGUAUUUCUAAUCAGUUAUGAUUAUUGGACUCUAAUACCAAGGAAGACUUUAUCUAGCACAGUAUUAUAUAUUCAUCUCAUAUUGAGAAUUUUUGUAAUAUUGGGUGUUAUUUGUACCAUUUAUUUGUCAGUAUUUUAUAUUCAUUUAUCAAUACUCUCUAAAGCUGGACCACAUGAUGCAAUAAUGACAAGUGCUUUUCAAGCAAGUUUGGAUGGAGGUCUUGCUAGCAUUACAAAAGGCCAACCUUUAGAAGUAACACAUGGGUCACAAAUUACUUUAAGACAUACAUAUGGGAGAGCUUGCUGGCUUCAUAGUCAUAAUCAUAUCUAUCCAUUAAAAUAUGCAGAUAAUAGGGGUAGUUCACAUCAGCAACAAGUUACAUGUUACUCUUUUAAAGAUGUCAACAAUUGGUGGAUUGUAAAAAGGCCAGAUAGAAAUGAUUUAGUUGUUACAAAACCUAGUGAACCAAUAAAACACGGAGAUGUGAUACAACUGGUGCAUGGAAUUACAAGUAGAGCAUUAAAUUCGCAUGAUGUUGCAGCCCCAAUGACACCUCAGAGUCAAGAGGUGUCUUGUUACAUUGAUUAUAAUGUGUCCAUGAGUGUUCAAAAUCUUUGGAGAGUAGAAAUUACUAAUAAAGAUAAUGUUGGCAAUGUCUGGUAUGCAAUACAAAGUCAAGUGCGUUUAAUACACGUAAAUACAGAUUAUGCAUUAAAAUUUAGUGGAAGACAAUUACCUGAUUGGGGUUUUAAUCAACAUGAAGUAGUGGCAGAUAAAUUUGUGGGUCAAGUAGACUCUAUAUGGAAUGUUGAAGAACAUAGGUACACUAGAAGCGAAGAUCAGAAACAAAGAGAAAGAGAAUUGAUCAAUGCUGAAAUGAUUCCAUUGCAAGCUACUACUUUAAGUUUUUGGGAAAAGUUUGUAGAAUUGCAGAUAAAAAUGCUUUUCAGUGGUCAAGAAGGGCAAAAUAGUCACAUGUAUUCUAGCAGUCCUUUAGAUUGGCCACUAAUGUCUAGAGGAAUUGCAUACUGGGUUUCAAAUGAUAGUAAUGCACAAGUACACCUUUUAGGAAAUAUAGUAAUCUGGUAUUCUGGAACAGUCUGUAUAGUCAUAUACACACUUCUAUUAAUAUUUUACAUGUUACGAAGGAGACGAAUGUAUUUUGAUAUCUCACAUGUAGAAUGGAACAGAUUUUCUAAUAUUGGAAGAACCUUAUUAGCUGGAUACUUGUUACAUUUCUUACCCUUCAAUUUCGUCGAAAGAACUCUUUUUCUUCAUCAUUAUUUACCGGCAUUCAUUUUUAAACUAUUACUAACAGCUGCAACAAUAGAACAUCUGUACUACUUAAUUGCAAUUCGAUACCAACAAAAGUUUUUAUCAUAUGCAUUCAAGUGCAGUAUUUUUAUAUGGAUAUUUUGUAUUAUUUAUGUAUUUAAUAAGUUUGCUGUACUCAGUUAUGGGACAACACCAUUAAGUGCUAAGGAAGUUUUAAAGUUAAGAUGGCGAGAUACAUGGGACUUCAUUGUACAUAAAACGUAAGAAAUUAUUUAAAUUUAAAAUAUUUUAAAUAUUGUUAUUUAUUUGUAUCGAAAAGUUUGAUUUAAAGUGUAUCAAUCAUAUUAUAGCAAUAAGAUAUAUGUAUU
Colletes gigas is the source of this 2561-nucleotide messenger RNA. It is a transcript of the gene rt, whose product is annotated as protein O-mannosyltransferase 1. Bases 106 to 2457 code for a protein of 783 amino acids. The record is from RefSeq and is a predicted model, not a curated record. Gene Ontology annotation, cellular component: endoplasmic reticulum; membrane. The transcript has 7 exons. Lineage: Eukaryota; Metazoa; Arthropoda; Insecta; Hymenoptera; Colletidae. Gene Ontology annotation, biological process: protein O-linked glycosylation via mannose. Gene Ontology annotation, molecular function: dolichyl-phosphate-mannose-protein mannosyltransferase activity.